Molecule: messenger RNA, 522 nt
Organism: Hirsutella rhossiliensis
Lineage: Eukaryota; Fungi; Ascomycota; Sordariomycetes; Hypocreales; Ophiocordycipitaceae
Product: RNA recognition motif domain-containing protein
Exons: 5
Coding region: 1-522 (173 amino acids)
Molecular function (GO): RNA binding
Source: RefSeq, a predicted model, not a curated record
AUGGCGAAGCUCUUUGUAGGUGGCCUGGCAUGGCAUACGGACGAGGCGACCCUGCGCCAAAAGUUCGAGGAGUUUGGCCCCGUUGAUGAAGCGGUCGUGGUUAAAGACCGAGACACUGGUCGCAGCCGCGGUUUCGGCUUCGUGCGAUACACCAACGACAAUGAUGCGGAGAGCGCCAUUGCCGCCAUGAACAACAUCGAGUUUGACGGUCGAACGAUUCGCGUCGAUAAGGCUUCAGACCGCGGAGGCGGCCGAGGCGGCCCUUCGAGCUUCGGGGGACGAGGCGGCUACUCGCAGUUCAACAGCUACAACCAAGCUCCCGGCUAUUCUUCGAAUGGCCAGAUGUACAACGACGGCUACGGACGCGGCUACCCCCCGCAGCAGCCCGGAUACCCUGGUCCCCCGCAGGGCUAUGCCCCUCCUUCCUAUGGAUACCCGGGCUCGUCUCAGCCGCAGCAGCAGUCCCCAGGCUACCCGCAACAGCAGCCGCCGCCCCCGCAUCAAGGCGGUCGAGGCUACUAG